CUUGCAUUUUGAGCCGGAAACCCAAAACCGGUACAUCAGAUCCCCAGUAGCACAGGCGUGCGUGACGGGCCGAUCCCGCAGCGUCCACAACGCACCAGCGAAAGUGGAAGAUGGAGAGAGACUUGGACAACGCCAACCCCACAAUUUUGAGCGUCUCGCAGCUCCCCAGAAGGAGCCGAAAGGGUGCAGCCCCCAGACAAGGGCCCGACUCCAAAUGCGAUAGCAUCGUCUAUCCUAAACACGCCUGGCCCUAUGGCUCUGGCCUGUCGUCGGACGAGGAGGACGACUACAGAGAGGAGCCCAUGGAUGAGCAGGAUAUUUAUGAUCUUAUCUCUACCAUCUCGGACCCUGAGCAUCCGCACACGCUGGGCCAGUUGUCGGUCGUGAACCUCCCAGACAUCCACUUGAGCCCCUCGCCCGUCGAGCUUCCGGGCUCGGAUUCCCUUGUCACCGUUCUGGUGGAGCUCACGCCCACCAUCAACCACUGCUCUCUUGCAACCGUCAUCGGUCUUGCGGUGCGGUGCAGGCUGGAGCAGACUCUGCCACCCAACUACCGGGUGGAUGUGAGGAUGAAGGUCGGCUCCCACGCCCAGGACGACCAGGUCAACAAGCAGCUAGGCGACAAGGAGAGGGUUGCCGCCGCUCUGGAAAACGACACCCUUCGGCGCAUGGUGGACAAGAUGCUCGAGACAUGCGUGUGAGUGGCGCGUCGGCCAGACCUUCGAUGGCGACAAGGGAAGAGCCGAAUGGCAAGGAUGAGGAGCCCACUCACAUCGCGUGACGCGUCAUGUGGCGUUUCCACACAAGUGUACCCCUGGUGCACUUGCGUUGGUUGUUGCAUGGUCCCAGAUCAGCUCAAAAAAGCCAACGAUUCCAGGGCAAGGCACAUGUGAAGUGAAGGCGCCGUAGGAGCAGCAGCUCGGUUAAGCUGGUCCCCUGCGCGAUUGGCGGGACAACUUCGGUGCGAACAGGCUGAUGCACCUCCGCCCAUCCGCGGCGGUUCCCGGUGCUCUGGGCCUUGCAUGCGCAGCAGGGAACAGGACCAAGAAAUCUUGCAGCUUGCACCGUGUAACUUCCUGUCACGCUCCGCCCCGUCGCAUGCAUGUGCAUAGGUGCGUACUGCCAGGGAAAACGAGUUACACUAGUACCCAGGGCCAUGCGUGACGACUCCCCGGUUCCCACCCACGCAGUGCUUUAACGAGGCAGUUGAACUCGCUCUCCCAAG
Molecule: messenger RNA, 1225 nt
Organism: Thermothielavioides terrestris NRRL 8126
Lineage: Eukaryota; Fungi; Ascomycota; Sordariomycetes; Sordariales; Chaetomiaceae
Exons: 3
Coding region: 111-701 (196 amino acids)
Biological process (GO): iron-sulfur cluster assembly
Source: RefSeq, a predicted model, not a curated record